Sus scrofa (pig) is the source of this 2326-nucleotide messenger RNA. It is a transcript of the gene MACO1, whose product is annotated as macoilin 1. Lineage: Eukaryota; Metazoa; Chordata; Mammalia; Artiodactyla; Suidae. The record is from RefSeq and is marked provisional. Gene Ontology annotation, biological process: neuronal signal transduction. Gene Ontology annotation, cellular component: rough endoplasmic reticulum membrane.
GCGCGGGCACCCGGCCCCCCAGCGGGAGGAUGAAGCGGCGGAACGCCGACUGCAGUAAGCUCCGCCGCCCCCUAAAGCGGAACCGGAUCACCGAGGGCAUCUACGGCAGUACAUUUUUAUACCUGAAAUUCCUGGUAGUGUGGGCACUUGUCCUCCUGGCAGAUUUUGUCCUGGAGUUCAGAUUUGAAUAUCUGUGGCCAUUUUGGCUUUUCAUCAGAAGCGUCUAUGAUUCCUUCAGAUACCAGGGACUGGCCUUCUCAGUAUUUUUUGUUUGUGUAGCAUUCACGUCAAACAUAAUAUGUCUGCUGUUCAUCCCCAUUCAAUGGCUUUUUUUUGCUGCUAGCACAUAUGUGUGGGUUCAGUACGUAUGGCAUACAGAAAGGGGAGUGUGUUUGCCCACAGUGUCCCUCUGGAUACUCUUUGUUUAUAUUGAAGCAGCCAUUAGAUUUAAAGAUCUCAAAAAUUUUCAUGUAGACCUUUGUCGGCCAUUUGCUGCUCACUGUAUUGGGUACCCUGUGGUGACUUUGGGCUUUGGCUUCAAAAGUUAUGUCAGCUACAAAAUGCGGUUGAGGAAGCAAAAGGAAGUGCAGAAAGAGAACGAAUUUUACAUGCAGCUUCUUCAGCAAGCCCUCCCCCCAGAGCAACAAAUGCUGCAGAAGCAAGAAAAAGAGGCCGAGGAAGCAGCCAAAGGAUUACCCGAUAUGGAUUCCUCGAUCCUUAUACACCACAAUGGAGGUAUCCCAGCCAACAAAAAACUCUCCACAACUUUGCCAGAGAUAGAAUACCGAGAAAAAGGGAAAGAAAAAGACAAAGAUGCCAAAAAACACAACCUUGGAAUAAAUAACAACAAUAUUCUACAACCUGUAGACUCUAAAAUACAAGAAAUCGAAUAUAUGGAAAACCAUAUCAAUAGUAAAAGAUUAAAUAAUGAUCUUGUGGGAAGUACAGAAAAUCUCUUGAAAGAGGACUCAUGCACUGCUUCCUCAAAAAACUACAAAAAUGCCAGUGGAGUUGUGAACUCCUCACCUCGAAGUCACAGCGCCACAAAUGGGAGCAUUCCUUCCUCAUCUAGUAAAAACGAGAAGAAGCAGAAAUGCACUAGCAAGAGCCCAAGUGCACACAAGGACUUAAUGGAAAACUGUAUUCCUAAUAACCAGCUAAGCAAACCAGACGCACUGGUAAGGCUGGAACAAGACAUUAAAAAAUUAAAGGCUGACCUGCAGGCCAGCAGGCAAGUGGAACAGGAGCUCCGCAGUCAGAUCAGCUCCCUCUCCAGCACCGAACGAGGGAUCCGCUCAGAAAUGGGCCAGCUCCGGCAGGAGAAUGAGCUGCUGCAGAACAAGUUGCAUAAUGCUGUGCAAAUGAAGCAAAAAGACAAGCAGAAUAUCAGCCAGUUGGAGAAAAAGCUAAAAGCUGAACAAGAAGCUCGAAGUUUUGUAGAAAAGCAGCUAAUGGAGGAGAAAAAAAGGAAGAAGUUAGAAGAAGCUACUGCUGCCCGGGCUGUUGCAUUUGCUGCUGCAUCUAGGGGAGAGUGCACCGAAACCUUACGGAAUCGGAUCAGAGAAUUAGAAGCAGAGGGCAAAAAGCUCACGAUGGACAUGAAGGUGAAAGAAGACCAGAUCAGAGAACUAGAACUGAAAGUCCAGGAGCUUCGGAAGUAUAAGGAAAAUGAGAAGGACACCGAGGUGUUAAUGUCAGCCCUCUCAGCCAUGCAGGAUAAAACACAGCACCUGGAGAACAGCCUGAGCGCAGAGACACGAAUCAAGCUGGACCUGUUCUCUGCACUGGGGGACGCAAAGCGACAGCUGGAGAUUGCCCAAGGACAAAUUCUUCAGAAGGACCAGGAAAUCAAGGACCUCAAACAGAAGAUAGCCGAAGUCAUGGCCGUCAUGCCCAGCAUAACGUACAGUGCUGCCACCAGCCCCCUGAGCCCUGUUUCCCCCCACUACUCUUCCAAAUUUGUGGAGACCAGCCCCUCUGGACUUGAUCCCAAUGCCUCUGUUUACCAGCCCCUGAAGAAAUGAAGGCCAGCAGUGUGUUUUGUCCAACCAUUGGGUUUUCAGAAGGCAUCUCAAAGGAGCGUCUCUGGCAGUCAAGAUAAAAAAAGUUUAUAUUGUAUUUUGUGGGACUGUAUAUGUUGUCGUUUUUUAAAAGGGGGGAAAGAUAACAUCCAAGUCCGAUUAGAACUGCCCAUCAGUUUUUCUUGUAAAUUUUUAGAAGACCUCACAGAACUUUGCAGUUUAUUUUUUUCGGCCAAUACAUUAAAACCAUUCUUGGAUUUCCAGUAGCCAAUUUUGCCUUUUAUGUAUUCUUACAGUUUCCUCUU